GGACUGCGCCCAAGUUCUGGCGAGCGCAGGACGGCGACCGAGGUCUCAGACCUGCUCCCUCCUGCAGACCGUCUGCCUCCUUCCGCGCAGUCGGGCCCGGGAGCCCCGGCACUUUAAAAGUGCCCUCCCUGCCGGGAGCCAGAGAGCAGCGAGGGGUGUGAAGGAGGAGCCACGGGGCCCGCAACAUCCUCCCGAAGGGCCAGCCCUCGCCCGUCUUCCUACCACCUUAGGGAGUUGGCACAGGCAGCGGGAUCACCCUCUCCAUGAAAGGCAGAUGUCCCUUUAAGGUUUGCCUCGCAGCUCGUGGACUUUAGCCUAAACACGGGCCCGCGGAGCUGGCUUUAUUUGUCCAUGUCUCGGACGGAGCCUGGGAGGCUGCCAGGCGCACUUCAGACACCCGAGGCGCGAAGGGGCGGACGGCGUGGCGCUGCGUCUGGGAUGUGACAAGCGUGCGUGGGACUGAGAAGCACCGGGGAUCACUCUGCGGCUCCUGAGCGCUCCGGCCGGCGGGCCAGCGACUUAGCCCCGCAGCGGCGGGCGGGCCGAGGGACCCAGCGCGCGCGCCUCCCGCGCCCGGUCCUGCCGGGACUCGUUCUGCGAUCCAGUGCGCGCUCCCCGCGCUGCGGCCGCUCCGGCCAUGGGCCCCCGGAGCCCUGCCCGCCCAGGGGUCGCUGUCGCCUGCGGAUGGCUCCUCACCGUUGUUCUCGGCGUUUGCAUGUCAUUCAAUGUCGACGUGAAGAACUCCAUGACCUUCAGCGGCCCCGUGGAGGACCUGUUCGGGUACACUGUUCAGCAGUAUGAAAACGAAGAAGGGAAAUGGGUCCUCAUCGGCUCCCCGCUGGCCGGCCAGCCCGGGAAUAGGACAGGGGACGUCUACAAGUGUCCCGUGGGCCAAGGAGAGUCGUCGUCGCCUUGCGUGAAGCUGCACCUGCCAGUCAAUACGUCGAUCCCCAAUGUCACAGAAGUGAAGGAGAACAUGACGUUUGGGUCCACGCUGGUCACCAACCCCAAAGGAGGGUUCCUGGCCUGUGGGCCGCUCUACGCCUAUAGGUGUGGACACCUGCACUACACCACCGGCAUCUGCUCCGACGUCAGCCCCGCGUUCCAAGUCGUGAAGUCCAUCGCCCCCGUGCAAGAGUGCAGCACGCAGCUGGACAUCGUCAUCGUGCUGGACGGCUCCAACAGUAUCUACCCCUGGGCCAGCGUGACCGCGUUCCUCAACAACCUGCUGGAGAGGAUGGACAUCGGCCCCCGGCAGACACAGGUUGGGAUCGUGCAGUACGGAGAAAACGUCACCCACGAGUUCAACCUCAGCACCUACUCGUCGACAGAGGAAGUGCUUGUCGCGGCCAACAGAAUAGUCCAGAGAGGCGGCCGCCAGACCAAGACAGCCCUCGGGAUAGACACAGCCAGGAAAGAGGCUUUCACGGAAGCCCGGGGCGCCCGGAGAGGGGUUAAAAAGGUCAUGGUCAUCGUGACUGACGGCGAGUCUCACGACAACCACCGCUUGAGCCGGGUCAUCCAGGACUGCGAGGACGACGGCAUCCAGCGGUUCUCCAUCGCCAUCCUGGGCAGCUACAGCCGAGGGAACUUAAGCACCGAGGCCUUUGUGGAGGAGAUCAAGUCCAUCGCGAGCGAGCCCACGGAGAAGCACUUCUUCAACGUCUCCGACGAACUGGCGCUCGUCACCAUCGUGGAGGCUCUGGGAGAGAGGAUAUUUGCCCUGGAAGCCACGGCCGACCAGUCGGCGGCUUCGUUCGAGAUGGAGAUGUCGCAGACCGGCUUCAGCGCGCACUACUCCCAGGAGUGGGUCAUGCUGGGCGCGGUGGGAGCCUAUGACUGGAACGGGACGGUGGUCAUGCAGAAAGCCGGUCAGAUCAUCAUCCCCCACAACGCCACCUUCAACACGGACUCCGCCAGGAGGAAGGAGCCGCUCGCCUCCUACCUAGGGUACACGGUCACCUCCGCCACCGUCCCCGGAGACGUGCUGUACAUCGCGGGCCAGCCCCGGUACAACCACACGGGCCAGGUGGUCAUCUACCGCAUGGACGGCGAGGACAUCCAGAUUCUCCAGACGCUCCACGGAGAGCAGAUCGGCUCCUACUUCGGCAGCGUCCUGACCACGGUGGACGUGGACAGAGACUCCAACACCGACAUCCUGCUGGUCGGCGCGCCCACGUUCAUGGGCGCGGAGAAGGAGGAGCAGGGGAAGGUGUACGUGUACUCUGUGGACCAGACGAGGUUUGAGUACCAGAUGAGCCUGGAGCCCGUGAAGCAGACCUGCUGUGCGGCCGUGAAGCACAACUCGUGCACCAGGAAGAACAAGCACGAGCCGUGCGGGGCCCGCUUCGGGACGGCGAUCGCCGCCGUGAACGACCUCAACCUGGACGGGCUGAACGACGUGGUGAUCGGCGCGCCGCUGGAGGGCGACCACGCAGGCGCGGUGUACAUCUACCACGGCAGCGGCCGGACGCUGCGGAGGCCGCACGUGCAGCGGAUUCCAUCCGGCGGGGACGGCGAGACGCUGAAAUUCUUCGGCCAGUCCAUCCACGGAGAAAUGGACCUGAACGGGGACGGGCUGACGGACGUGACCAUCGGCGGCCUGGGCGGUGCUGCCCUCUUCUGGUCCCGAGACGUGGCUGUCAUUAAAGUGACCAUGAGCUUUGAACCGAACAAAGUGAACAUCCAGAAGAAAAACUGCCGCGUGGAGGGAAAGGAGACCGUGUGCAUCAACGCCACCGUGUGUUUCGACGCGAAACUGAAGUCCAAGGAAGACACGGUUUACGAAGCCGACCUGCAGUACCGCGUCACGCUGGACUCGCUCAGGCAGAUAGCACGCAGCCUCUUCUCCGGGACGCAGGAGAGGAAGGUCCAGAGGAACGUCACCGUCCGCGGGUCCAAGUGCACCAAGCAUCUCUUCCACAUGUUGGACAAGCACGACUUCCGGGACUCCGUAAGGGUAACCUUGGAUUUCAGUCUCGUCAGUGCAGACCACGGGCCCGUCCUCGACGACUCGCUGCCCAGUUCGGUGCACGAAUACAUCCCCUUUGCCAAAGACUGCGGGAACAAGGACACGUGCGUGUCGGACCUCGCCCUGGGCGCCUCCACCCCGGACCCCCCCGGCGCGCUGCUCGUCAGGUCCCCCGGCGACAAGCUCGACGUCAGCCUCACGGUCAGGAACAAGGGUGACAGCGCCUACAACACCAGGACCACGGCGUACUACUCCUCCAACCUCAUUUUCUCCGGGAUCGAGGCGAUCCAGAAAGACAGCUGCGAGUCCAAUCACAACGUCACGUGCAAAGUGGGAUACCCGUUCCUGAGGAGAGGGGAAAUGGUGACUUUCAAAAUCAUAUUCCAAUUCAACACGUCCUAUCUCAUGGAAAACGUGACCAUCCACUUAAGUGCAACAAGUGACAGCGAAGAGCCUCCGGAAACCCUUUCGGACAACGAGGUCAGCCUCUCCCUCCCAGUCAAGUACGAAGUCGGGCUCCAGUUUCACAGCUCUGCCAGUGAAUACCAUAUUUCAAUCGAGGCCAACGAGACAUUGCCCGACGUUAUUAAUUCUACUGAGGACGUUGGACGUGAAAUUAAUAUCUUCUACUUGAUUGGGAAAAGCGGACAGUUUCCGAUGCCGGAACUCAGGCUGUCGAUUUCCUUCCCCAACCUGACGUGGGACGGUUACCCUGUGCUGUACCCGAGCGGGUGGUCGUCCUCCGACAACGUGAACUGCAGACCCAGCGACCUCCGGGACCCUCUGGGCCUCAACUCAGGGAAGAAGACGAUGACACUCCAGCCCGACGACGUCAAGCGAGGCGCCAUUCCGGACUGCAGCGCCUGCAAGCUGGCGACCCUCACGUGCAGCCUGCGCCCCUCCGACGCGAGCCGGGUAAACGUGUCCCUCGUGCUGUGGAAGCCGACCUUCCUGAAAACGCGCUUUUCCAGCCUGAACCUCACAGUGCGGGCGGAGCUUCAGAGCGAGAACUCGUCCCUGGUGCUGAGUCCGGGCAACCAGAACCGACAGCUCGCGAUUCAGAUUUCCAAAGACGCGCUGCCGGGCAGGGUGCCCCUGUGGGUCAUCCUGCUGAGUGCCUUCGCCGGCUUGCUGCUGCUGAUGCUGCUCAUCCUGGCUCUCUGGAAGGUUGGAUUCUUCAAAAGACCACUAAAAAAGAAAAUGGAGAAAUGAAGUAUUUCACAAGAGAAAAAAACAAUUAUUCAAUGAUUUAUCCUCAGGUUUGCCUCAAAUAUGUGACAAGAAAUUUAUCAAUGUAAUUAAAGACAUGGUCACAUAAAUAUACAUGAUGCAUCAGGGUUCAUCACUUGGAGAAGGACAGAUCAAGGAAGAUCCAAAAACAAGGAAAGACCCAUUUACCUUCUAUAAAACGAUGAAAACUAUUUUUAAAUAGUCACUCACUUUUGUUGAGUACUGAAGCAAAAUUACAGUGUUUGGAAGAUGACGAAUAACCUUUACAGAUGUGUUUAUAUAUUAAAUCACCAAAGUA
Molecule: messenger RNA, 4499 nt
Organism: Phyllostomus discolor (pale spear-nosed bat)
Lineage: Eukaryota; Metazoa; Chordata; Mammalia; Chiroptera; Phyllostomidae
Gene: ITGA1
Product: integrin subunit alpha 1
Exons: 29
Coding region: 638-4183 (1181 amino acids)
Biological process (GO): cell-cell adhesion; integrin-mediated signaling pathway; cell-matrix adhesion
Cellular component (GO): external side of plasma membrane; integrin complex
Molecular function (GO): integrin binding
Source: RefSeq, a predicted model, not a curated record